UUCAGGCAAAGAAGCCUCGGAUACUACCGACGAUAUAGUCCGAAUCCCUUAAAUCUUAUCGCAGCUCGUCAAGAACAAUCACCAAUAAAAUAUACUGAUUGCCCUCAACCAGUCGGAGAAACGCGAUCGAAAAUCGAUUAUUCCUGGCCGUUUGCAGUGCAUCGACGGGGCGCGUUGGCGUGGCGGAAAAAAAAACAACGACGGCGAUAACGCGGUAGACGUCGCGUCGCACGCGCGACACCCGGCGGUACAUCGCGGGGGCGACGCAUUAAUCGCUCAGAAAGAAAGAAAAUCAUGCGUCUCCUGGCCGGCGCCGAUACCGUUCCCGCACGCAGCAUCACCGAGGAUGUAUCGCUGGACAGCGAUGUUGGCUCGCGCGGAUCCGAGAAGUGCGGCGGCAGCAGCAGCAGCAGCAGCAACGGCAGCAACAACGGGUGUAACAGCGGAAUCCGCGACGGCGUCGGCUACGCGAGCGGUUACGACCGCGGCCAACGGUACAGCAACGGCAGCAACAGUAGCAAUCACGGCUACGCGAGCGACGAUUUCUGGGAAUGUACGUCUUCUAUCCGGCGGACGAGCUCCUGCGUAUCUAUGAAAAUCCGAUUCGGCGGUCCCUGCCAUUGACUGUCAACGACGACGCAGCGGUAAACGUCGUUUACGAGGAUAUAAAUCAGCAGCGUUAUCAGCAGCAAUCGCAGCAAUCGCAGUCGCAUCAGCAGCAGCGAAUCGUCGUCACGAACGACGUCCGCAAGCGCAAGGAGAAAAAGCGAGAGACUAGUCAGACGGCGGCAAGCCGGAGGCAGCAGCAGAUCGUGCGUAACGGCAACGGCGGCGACGCCGGUAAGAAGGAAGGACGACGAAACGAGGAGCAGCAGGCCAGGACUAUGCAAAAUAAUCGUGCCACCGGCUCCGAAGAAGCCGCCAACCAUCCCCUCAAGGACCUCACACAGCCGAGUCUCAACGAGCCGCUCAAGCAGCACAAUGGCGUCGCGCUCAAGCUCGUCCAGACGGUCUCCGAGUUCGCCCAGGAGUUGGGCGCCGCGAUGGAGAGCCACUCGGCGAACGUGCGACGUCUGGUCGAUGAAUUUCGCAGUCGAUCGGGCGACUCGAGAGUCGAUGUCGGCGGUAUGCGACGUGUUUGGGAAAGUUUGCUGCGGCAGGUCGAGGCGGACGCAGCUUCUCACCUCGAUCUGGCCGCGGUGCUGCAGCAGCAACUGUCGAGGCCCACCUUAGAGGCGAGCUUCCACCGAAAGCUGCAAUCUAGGAAGGUAUUCGCCCAUCGCGACGCUUACGAGCAGGUAGUUAGCAAGACGGAGGAGAAGCUGCAGCGUACCAGAUUGGAUUACAAGCGCGCAUACGCCGCGUUGUUAACCAACGAGGCCGGCGGCGGCGCCGAGCAGGAAUUGAAGCGCGCUUACUUUGAGUCGCACAACGCCUAUAUUCUGCAGCUACGCGCCACCAACGCUAUUACCGAGCGCUAUCAGUCCCAUUGUUUGCCGGGACUGCUCGGCGAGAUUGCGGAGGUCUACGAGGAACUUUGCGGACUGGCCUGCAAGUGCGUCGCCGGGACCUCGGACGCGGCCGGGGAACGGUCCGGCGAACAGGCGAAACGUUAUCAAGCCGUGGCCAAGGAAGCGCAGGCGAUUGUACCGUCGAAUGAUCUACAGACCUUGGCGCGAAACCUAUCUGUGAACGCGACGCCGCGGAAGCCGCCGCGACGUCUGUACGUCGCGCCGGCACCACCCGAGCAGAUACCAAUGGAGAGAAUCAGUCAAAUGCCCACGCUCAGGGACGAACUGGUACCAACGGGCACCAGCACGCUCCCGCUCAUGGAGGAUCUCAAACGCGACUACGACGGUCUCAACCUGGAAAUAGGUCGUCUGCAAGACGCUCUGGACGCUCUCGUGCGAAUGCAACGCAAGAGCGCCGAGAGUAAUCUUUACACGAAAGUAGCCGAGCUGCAGGAAGACAUUUCUCUGAAGCGCCUCGACCUCGGUGUGGCGCAACUGCGUCUAGCCGCGGUGCAAGCACAGAAAGAACUUUUCGGGGGCGGGGAAGCUGGUCAACCGGAUGGAGUGGCCAGUCGGAAGAUGUCGAACGGUUCGACCGGAAGCCCCAAGCUGAAAUGGCUGAAAGCGUUCAAGAGCCUAAAGACCAGUUCGCCCACGACACCGCCGCUGUCUGACAAAUACUGUUUUGCGAAUGCUCGACUAAUAAAGAGGAAAGCAGGCAACCAUGUACCACGCAGUUUCCACCGUCGUCACCAUGUCCAGGUAAGUUUCCGAUUGUUCGUCAACAGUUGCCAUUUGCGAUUCUACUUCUGACAUUUGAAGAAGGAUAUUAUACUUGA
Temnothorax curvispinosus is the source of this 2350-nucleotide messenger RNA. RefSeq lists its product as uncharacterized. The record is from RefSeq and is a predicted model, not a curated record. Gene Ontology annotation, biological process: positive regulation of protein localization to plasma membrane; skeletal muscle contraction; positive regulation of voltage-gated calcium channel activity. Bases 552 to 2324 code for a protein of 590 amino acids. The transcript is spliced from 8 exons. Lineage: Eukaryota; Metazoa; Arthropoda; Insecta; Hymenoptera; Formicidae. Gene Ontology annotation, cellular component: extrinsic component of cytoplasmic side of plasma membrane.